AUGUCAAACUCUUCCAAGGCAUUGAUACUCUGGAAACCAAAGUAUCUGUUCUUUCCUCCUGUACAAGAACCGCCUCCACCUUCCAGAGUGUUUAGGCAUGUCGAUCUGAUCAUGGAGAAUGAGGAAGAAAGACCUUUCUUUGGACCAGUGCUGCUCCAUUCAUCUCAUAAUCCACAUCAUGAGUCUAUCUUCCCAGAUUUAUUCGUAAAUGACACUUUCCUCCGAUAUGUAUUAUACCCUCCAAGAUCAUUGCCACCUUUCAUUGAUGUUUCUCCACCUUUUACCGAGCUCUUUACUCAUCCUUCAAACACUCUCACUCAUUCUCAAGACGAAUCAAUUACUGACAGCGAAGAAAGAGGUGGAAGUGUAACGAUACUCGAAAGUAUUGAUGAAGAUCCUCUUCCUCCUCCUUCAUCAUCAUCAAAGAAGAAACCUGCUAAGAUAACACUGAAACGUAAAUCACCUGACGAGGACGAUUUUUUCUCUACACCUGAUCAUCAAGACCAAAGUGCAGACCAAGAUCUUCCAUCUGAUUCUCACAGAUCCAAAACAGAUGAAGAAGCAUCCAUCGAACAAUGGAGAGUAGGUAGAAGACCUGGAUUUCAAGGUUCUUUCAUUGCUCCCAGGAAAACUCCAAAAGAGGAAGAAGAGAAGGACUCAAGAAAGAGGACUUUCGGUCAGAGUAUCUUAUCUUCGGCCGAGAAAGUACUCAAAAAACCGUUCCGUAUGCCUACGAAAAUACCUCCCAAAACUGCUAAUCUAGUCGAAGAGAUCCAUCCAUUUGACAUACCUAAUGACACAGCGAGAUCAUUCUUUUCACCUUCUUCUCACUCAAGUACCCACUCUUCACCUUUAAAUCCAGUAACGCCGAAGUCAAGCUCCGAUAUAACAUCAAUAUCAGAUUUAAAGUCGACACCACAAUCAAUAUCAAAUUCAAAACUAGAUCCGUUCUUUCCUGAAUUUCCAUUUCAUAAUGUCCAGCCCUCUUCUACUCCUACCAGAUCUGCCAAACGCCCAAUUACAUCAAGCCCAUUCAAGACGCCUUUACGAAAAGAAAGAUCAACAGCACCUUCACCAUCGUCCAAAAGCCACAAUACUCGUAUUGUAAAUUACCCGAAAUCAUCAGCUUUAGCUUCAGGACCAACUUUUCUGCCACCAAUUGAAGGUCAGAAUUUCAGUAAAUCGCAAUCGCAAAGUCAAGUGAAUUCGUUACAGAAUGAGGUAUUAAUGUUGAAGAAAGCCAUCAAGUACACAACUGAAAGUGAUGAUGAAAGGUUAAACGAACUAAUCAUACUCUGGAGAGGAGCAGGUAGAGAUAUCGUCGAAAAGUUAUUUGCCAUAGUACCCAAACCAAAUCUCGAAAAUAAUAAUUCGAAUGGAUACAAUAUCACUGAUCAAUCUACACCGAGCUAUUGGAAUAGUACACAUGGUAAUGAUAACGGCAACGAUAACAACGAUGGAACUGAUCUGACUGAAGAACAAGUGGCAUUCCUGAAAAAUGCAGAGAGAAAUCAAGAUGGUGAACCGAUUGACGAUGAAGGCAAUUUAUUGAUUCCGAAUCAUGACGAAAGAGAUAUGAAAAUGUUUUGGGAUUCUUUGAGCGGUGGUGACGGGGACGGCAAUGUUGGUGGACAUAGAGAUCGUAGAAGUGGCACAAGCUGGUCGAAUCAAGCCCCACAUAACUCUUAUCAGAGAAAUGGUGAGAAAUAUGGUCAAAACAUACACACAUCGAGUCCAACUAAUCCAAAGCCCGAUCCAACGGUUUGGGAUUUCGCAGCAUUAAUGAGAAUGUUCAACGUCGAUCCUUCUCUUUUAGGUUGGAAUGCAGAUGAAGAAGAUUGGAUCGAUGUGGAUGUUAAUUGA
This is a messenger RNA of Kwoniella shivajii, 1863 nucleotides long. RefSeq lists its product as uncharacterized. The record is from RefSeq and is a predicted model, not a curated record. Lineage: Eukaryota; Fungi; Basidiomycota; Tremellomycetes; Tremellales; Cryptococcaceae. The coding region runs from base 1 to 1863 and encodes 620 amino acids. The transcript has 5 exons.